AUGGAUAAAAAUGGCUAUACAACAAUCAAUAACCUCAAACUAUCUCCUUCGGAAUUAGUCGGUGAUAUCGUUCGCGGCAUCAAAGAUUUGUUGCCGUUGGAAAAUCCAGGAGAUCUGACGUACACUUUCGAGCCAAAACACAACAGCACCCUGUUCCACAGCAUCAAAAAGUAUGUGGAGUACGAUAUAAAUGUGUCUCAUCUUUGCUCAUUUUACCUAAGUGGCACGCACCCGACCGGCAGAAUAGAUUUAGUCCGGGUAGUCGGCUGCAGACCGGCCAGCCAGCCUGCCAAUGACGAGCAGUACAUGCUUGGGCCACAGGAUUAUCGGCUCGCUGAUGCGUUCGUUUUGAUUCGUCCCAUACAUGAUCGAGUGACGCUAAAUCUAUACCCCGGUUCCCACACCAUGACCUGCACGCAAUUCACUCAAAAGUUUAAUGAGGGAUCGAGUCCGACGAGUGAAACAGUGGGGCGGGAUCAAGCGAUUGUGGCUAUGUCGACAAUAUGGUGUAACUGGCCAGAUGACCAGGCUUGUCUACGCAUCGAAGAUACUAUUCUUUUCGCUUUUGUCGUCUAUUCAAGUGGCCCUCAAGAAGUUGACAACAGUGACGAGGAGGAGGUCGGCUGUGUGGAUGAAACUCGACUCGUUCCAUUCACACGCUAUUGA
Talaromyces rugulosus is the source of this 666-nucleotide messenger RNA. RefSeq lists its product as uncharacterized. The coding region runs from base 1 to 666 and encodes 221 amino acids. NCBI's taxonomy places the organism in Eukaryota, Fungi, Ascomycota, Eurotiomycetes, Eurotiales, Trichocomaceae. The transcript is spliced from 2 exons. The record is from RefSeq and is a predicted model, not a curated record.